AUGAGGAUAGAUAUUGAGGAUCCGCUGUAUUAUGGUAUGAAAAAACUUAAAAUUCGCGGAAAGGAUCUCAAGAAUUUAUCAGAUGCCAUAUUUCAUUUGAUCGAGUUAGAAGUUUUGGAUCUAAGUCCAGAAAGAGAAUCAUGUUUGGACUAUAAACUUCCAGGAAUUCCCGCUUCCAUCGGGAAAUUAGUGAAUUUAAAAGUGCUAAUGAUUGACACAAAUGACUUGACGACUUUGCCCAAAGAAAUUGCCCUCUUGCAGCAUUUGGAACGAGUUGCCUUGAGUAAUAACAAACUUUCCAAAUUACCGGACGAGUUCGGCAAUCUUCGACAUUUACGAAGUAUUCAUUUAGCCAAUAACGAUCUUUAUGAAUUUCCGGUCCAACUUCUGAAACUCAGAGAUUUAGAAUUUCUGGACCUGAGCGACAAUCACAUCACCGUGGUUCCAGAAAAUAUAGACAACCUUAAAAAACUCGAGACUUUGCUUCUGUUUAUAAACGACUUGACAAAGCUGCCAGAAUCGGUCUGUAAACUAAUUGAAUUACGGACAUUGUGGGUUGGUAACAAUCGAAUUCGUCAACUUCCUAGAAAUUUCGGCAAACUGAUUCAUCUAGAUUGGGGACACCGCUAUACUUCGUCGGCUCUGGAUGGAAAUCCCCUUGUACAUCCACCAAUAGAAAUCUGUCGGCAAGGUAUAGAAGCCAUAGAUAGAUACAUGACCUCUUACGAAAAGAAGUCCAAAAGAAGUCCACGCAAAUGA
Molecule: messenger RNA, 759 nt
Organism: Lottia gigantea (owl limpet)
Lineage: Eukaryota; Metazoa; Mollusca; Gastropoda; Lottiidae
Exons: 1
Coding region: 1-759 (252 amino acids)
Molecular function (GO): protein binding
Source: RefSeq, a predicted model, not a curated record